This is a messenger RNA of Oryzias melastigma (Indian medaka), 3970 nucleotides long. It is a transcript of the gene tfap2c, whose product is annotated as transcription factor AP-2 gamma (activating enhancer binding protein 2 gamma). Gene Ontology annotation, molecular function: DNA-binding transcription factor activity, RNA polymerase II-specific; RNA polymerase II transcription regulatory region sequence-specific DNA binding. NCBI's taxonomy places the organism in Eukaryota, Metazoa, Chordata, Actinopteri, Beloniformes, Adrianichthyidae. Gene Ontology annotation, biological process: regulation of transcription by RNA polymerase II; regulation of cell population proliferation; anatomical structure development. The record is from RefSeq and is a predicted model, not a curated record. Bases 1551 to 2936 code for a protein of 461 amino acids. Gene Ontology annotation, cellular component: nucleus. The transcript has 8 exons.
CAUUAGUUGGAAAAGUGUGAAACAAAUAAAUGUUGAUAACUUGUUCAGCUCUAAUUGUUUUAGUUUCAGUAAUAAACUUAAAAAUGUAUCAAUCAAAUUAGAUGCUCAUGUGACUUUUCUGGGUUAACAUCUGCUUGUUAAAACAGUAAAACAGUCACUCAGAAAUGGUGUAAUGAAUAGAAAUGACCAAAAGGUGGCAGAAGAACCUUUUGGUGAAACAACUUUUUUGUGUGUAUCUGUGUGCAAGAUUUGUGGUUCAGAUAUAAUUCUUGGUCCUGCCUGUGUGAAAUUUACAUGUCCAUUCUUUGCAUUUAUUGGUCAGUGUAAUUUGAUUUUAUUUAUAUAGCCCAAUAUCACAAAAAAUCCCUCAUUGGGCUUCAUGGUUCAUAGCUGCUGGGACACUGAUUGUCAGACUUUUAAGUCCAAUUUGGAAACAGGCAAGAAAUCUUCACAUAUUGGACAGACAUACAGUAAUUCAGUUUUACAUAAGCAAAAAGCUGAUCGUAAAAUCAUAUUGAAAGAAUUUAUUCCAUACUUUGCUGGAAACUAUUUUUUUCUAAGCCAUAUGGAGUAGAUAGGUUAAUUAAUGUCUUUGGGCAGGUGGAGAUAGUUAUUAAUAAUUUAGUCAUUGAUUGAUAGACAAUCAGUUGGUAAAAAGAGUAUGUACAAAAAUGAAAAAUGUAUUGCUCUUCUGUAUUUUUCCCCGUUCAGUUCAAACAAGAAAAUGAUUUAAAAAGAAAAAAGUCAAACUCAACUGAAGAAUGUCUACUUAAAAUUAUGUUUAUGUCAAUCAUUUUCAUUUUAGAGUUCAGUCUUGUUUUAAAAUAAAUGUAAGUUCUUUAUAAAACACAUGUCUGACAUAUUUUUCUUCACAUUUCAAAUCAAAUCGAAAUCAUAAGUAGUUGGACAUUUAUGUAUUUUUUUUUUCCUGGAUAAUUCAGUCCCUGCUCGUGACAGGUGUCCGGCUGUGCUUCAGGAAGGUACCAGAUCUACCUGUCUUUAAAUGAAAAUUUCUCCCCAGUCAAAGCCUUCUGUCUUUGAUGUUUUCCACAGUUCGGAAAGAUCAGAUAACAGAAGCCAUUUUCGGCCUAAAGAAGCUUUAGAGGCUUUUGAAAGCAAAUUCUUCACGACAGCCUGCGGCGAAAUUAGGGGAGGAAUUAACCUUAUCUAAAAACGUCUUUACACACCUUUAAACCUAAACCUGCACUACUUUAUUUCUUUUUUUUUUAUUAUUUGUAAGCGCUUUUUGUCAAUUUAAGGCCAACUUUUCAUUGUGUUUAAUAUAUAUGUAUAUAUUUUUACCUUUUUCAACUAUUUUUUCUCCAAAAAUGUGGGUGAGCCAUUUGUUCAUUCUAAAUAAAGCUGUCUCAAUAGAUAUUUUAUCUGUUUUAAUGGAAGAAGGGGGUUUGUUGUGAUUGUCUCACUCAGGUGUUGAUAUGGAAAGGCGCAUGCGCGCGGCGCAGCCGUCAGGUGCGGGGUGAGACGUGAACCUCCCAUGGUUUCACUCAUUCGCUGCGUCUCGUUGGGAUUACUGCGAUCGGAGCUUGUAGAUGUCUCUGCUGGAGAGAAUAGACUGGAGGGAAAGGCACGAUGGCAACAGCAACGGGAACCCGCGGCUGCCCCACCUGCCAGCGGUCAGUCAGCAUCUCUACAGCCCGGCUCCUUCCCUCUCACACCCGGCCAGCUCGGACUUCCAGCCCCCGUACUUCCCACCCCCCUACCAGCCCAUCUCCUACCCACAGCCCACGGACCCCUACUCCCACCUCAGCGACCCCUUCAACAUCAACUCCCUGCAGUCGCCGGCGUCGAACCAGCAGCAGCCGUGGCCCAGCAGGCAGGGCCAGGAAGGGCUCGGCGCCCAUGGGAGGAGCGGUCUGGCGAGUCAGAUCCUGGGCCUGGAGGGAGGUUCGUCCGGGGUGAGGAGGGAAGGCUUUCGGCGGCCGGAGCUGCUGCCCCCGCACAGCCUGGAGUCGUCGGUUAUCGGGGACAGUAUAGGCAUUACUGAAAUGGGCCCAGGGCUGGAAGACGUCCAAAGUGUAGAUGAUCCUGGUAUUAUCAUGGCAGAUCAGACAGUCAUCAAAAAAGUAUUAGGACUACGAGGUGGCAGGAACCUUGAUCGCUUACAGACGACUUAUUAUCAGGGGGGAAUUCUUGCUGGUCCCGUCACUCUACCCAAAGGCAACUCACUGGGCCUUCCCUUCCAAAAAGAGUCACUCCUGGGCAUGGUAUCAAACCCCACAGAGGUGUUCUGCUCCGUACCGGGCCGCCUCUCCCUGCUGAGCUCCACGUCCAAGUACAAGGUUACGGUGGCUGAAGUCCAGCGGCGUUUGUCACCUCCUGAGUGCCUCAACGCGUCGCUACUGGGAGGUGUUUUACGCAGAGCUAAGUCAAAAAACGGAGGUCGCUCUCUAAGAGAAAAGUUGGAUAAAAUCGGACUCAACUUGCCUGCGGGAAGAAGGAAGGCAGCCAACGUUACCCUACUCACUUCACUGGUGGAAGGUGAAGCUGUUCAUUUAGCUCGAGACUUCGGUUAUGUUUGUGAGACUGAGUUUCCUGCAAAGGCUAUUGCUGAAUACCUGGGAAGACCACACGUGGAGCGAAACGAGGUUAACUCUCGUAAGAACAUGCUACUUGCUGCCAAGCAAAUAUGCAAGGAAUUUACAGACCUGCUCACUCAGGAUCGGUCACCUUUAGGAAACGGGAGACCUACGCCCAUGUUGGAGCCUGGAAUCCAGGGCUGCUUGACGCAUUUCAGCCUCAUCACUCACGGCUUCGGCUCUCCAGCCAUUUGUGCUGCAAUGACCUCACUCCAAAACUACCUGAAUGAGGCAAUCAAACAAGUGGACAAGAUGUAUUUGAGCUCAGGGAGCGACACCCAAGGAUCCUCAGACAGUGGCAGCAAGUCUACCGACAAAAUGGAGAAGCACAGGAAAUGAAAGCGCACAAUCCCUGAGAAUCCCUUUGGACUUCAGAAUCCCAGAGUCCCCUUCCUCUUGGCCCCGUGUCUGACAUUUUUUUGGACUUUUUUAAAAUAGAUAUGUAGUAUUCUGAAUUGUGCAUGGGUGUAUAUGUUUGCUUUUUUCUGAAAAGUUCAGCUUUUUUUUUUUUUUUUUUAACAACUUGUGACACUUGGUUGCAAAGCCACAGUGUUGGCAACAACAGGCAGACGCUUUGGACUCGACUUAACGGAAGCCUGUUCUGCGACGAACCCCAUUAAACUAACCACCAUGUUGUUAUAUAAAGUGCUAAAAACCAGAGAACUUUAUGAACAAGAGGAGGAAAAAUGACUUUUUUUUCCUAUCAAGACAUUUCAAAAAUAAGUUUCUGUUGCUGUGAAUUCCUCUCAGCUUUCCCUCUCAUCCGCCGUCUGGAGGCAAAUCCACUGAUUUCCUGUCUCUAAGGACCUACAAAAGGACAUUUAGUGUGUUUGUGUGCAUGGAAAGAGAGCGGUUGUGUGUGUAUGUUUGUAGACUCACUUCAGAAUGCCUCCAGUGUUAUUGUGUUUUGUUCAUGGGAGAUGAUGGGAGUCUUGUGCUGGACAAUGAUCUGUUUUCCAGUGUGUUCUUUUGACACGAUGGCAGAAAAUCUUCCUCAGUGUUCUUGUGAAUACCAGGCAUCUCUUAGACAUGGCAAUAGGAAACAAUAUUUCUGUGACAAGAUUAUUCAGCAUGUUAAGUAUUAAAAAAGCCUGACAAUAACUGACCAGCAUACCUUGCCAGGGUGUAUGUAUGUGUGUGUGUUGUGAGAACAUGUGUAAUUGUAAAUAUUUCUCUUUUUCACUUUUUAAAAUCAGAAACUCAAUUCCAAACAGAAUUUUAUCCAGCGUUUUGACCUGGAUGUAAAUAUUUUCUAAUUUAUAUUGUUAUUUAAUGGGCUUGUGUAAAUAAUGGUAUCAUAAUGGUGUAUGGUUUAACUUUCAAUCAUGUGUCAAACUUUUAUAAAUGGGUCAGUUUUUUUUUUUUUUUUUUAA